AUGCCGAUUUUGUGUUUGAGACCGUGGGCAACCACCAGCGAGAAGCUCCAGAAAUGUGAGGACAGUGGCACAAUCUCAUCCUGCGACGAGUACUUCUACAAGGAACCCGUAUCCCCUAGAGUUGGGUGCAUGGGCCAGAUCAAGCGAAGCAACAAAGUAGUUGGUUUCCCAGGUCACAGUAGAAGCAACAACAACAACAACAAUGGCAAAAAGAAGUACUUGAAGCUCCAAAAGAUGUUCUCUAGCAAGGAUCUCAUUAGUACUACAGGUAGCAGAAGACAGAUGAUCGUGGGUAGCAGUAGAGACAAGUUUGUAGAUGAGGAGGACUACCGUUCGAUCAAAAUGGUUGAUUUGGAUCCUCCUUUGCCAGUCAUUAAACGGGUGCCAAACGCCGGCGGCGAGGAUAGCAACGAAGUUGUUAGUCUUUGGAAGAGGAGAUGUGGUGGGGAGGCUUUGAAGGGUCUGGAGAUUCAAAAGAGACAGCCAGUUUCCCUGUGUUGA
This is a messenger RNA of Nelumbo nucifera (sacred lotus), 501 nucleotides long. RefSeq lists its product as uncharacterized. NCBI's taxonomy places the organism in Eukaryota, Viridiplantae, Streptophyta, Magnoliopsida, Proteales, Nelumbonaceae. The record is from RefSeq and is a predicted model, not a curated record.